AAAACGCGCCGAAUAAAACAUAUGACUUUAAUCAUAUGAUCGUCGCUGAAGGUAUGUGAAAUUGAGUAACUUUUCAUUUGUUUUCAGUGAUUGCCAAAAUGGCAUUUAAUGCCAAGUUACUUUGUUUUAUUUACGAUGUGGUGAUCCCUUUUCAUUGUAGGUUCGGCAACUGUGUGUCAAUCACAACCGGUACUUGGAAGCGCCAACAAGAGGCAGCCGGCUGCACCUGCCAUUCUGUCACAGACAAUUAUCUCCAAACCCGUGCCGCGACAGGCGCCGGUGCCAAUACCGAUGUUGCCGGUAGAGCACUCAGGGCCUGCCAAAACUACCGUUAUUCCACCGAUCAUCUCAACGAACAUCACUCCCGAGCCAAGCAAUCCAACACUUACAAACACCCAGACCAACGCCCAGCAUUUCGUUAAUCAAGCAGAUGUGUCUUUGUUUUCGCAGUCGGAGAUUGCAGCACUGCUGCAAAAUUCACAGGAGUUGGAACUGGACAGUCAGCAGCUUCCUGAACACGGCGAAGCUAACUACCAGGAAGAAUACGUGAUGGACGUUCAGCCUGUGACGGAUAGCGACAGAAUCAUCCAGUCUGUUACUCAACAUAUUGAGCAGGAAUGCAAUCGCAUCGCUGGCAUCAUCGUACAAAAAGUCGAAAACUGCCUUGUAAAAGCUGUCGCAUUGUUGAAAAGUGAUUUCGACGUCAAGAUGGAAGCAGCUUUGAGACUUCAAGGACACCCUCCAGCAGUCGAUAGCAAUUUCAAAUUCAAACCAGCAUCGACUGUUGAAGAAAUUCAGCAGAUGGAGAAGGAUCUCGGUGAUAAAACUUAUCAGGAAAAGCUUAUCUACCACAUGCGAUCAGUUAUCGGCCCUCACGAUGAUACUUGCAAUGGUCAGAACAGUUGUUACGUAAUGAUUGAUAACUUUUUCACACGAACUGUUAUGCUGGAGUGUUCCUGGAGCGGAGGGAGUAAAACUAAUACACCCAAAUAUGCAAUCAAAUCAAUGCAGAUUGGGAAACUCAUGCACGUUGCACAAAAUAGGCCACAGUUGGAAUUUUGAACUUUUAUGUAUUGGCAGCCCAUCGAUAUUUAUAUUAAGGCUGAUAUUGAUGUCUGCAGAUAACCUUCCGAACCACUUUCGUAAGCACGCCUCCAAUCCGUGGUGCCAAUAUUUACCGCCAGCUAUCGGCUUGCAAAGUUUACCCGUGUUCUGUGUUGUAUUAAGAUGGGUUCCCGUCCAAUGGCAGGCAUCGGUCGUGAUAAUGAAGCUUAAUUAACAGCAGCAGGUCUUUCAUAGCCAUGUGUGUUAUAUUAUGAUUUAGGGCCCAAUCACGUAAUGCAACCUCCGAAUUACUUCUUUCUUCAGAUGUCGAGGAGAUUUCGUAUAGCUCCUGCAGUUCCUCAUUGGACAAUCCACAAACAAUGUUAUUUCCGGUCGAGUUGGAAAGGAAUCCAUUGGAUGCUUCGUUCGUUUCGUUAGACGAAACAUUUUUAUCGUCAUUAGAUUUGCCUGUUAAGAAUAAUGGAUGAUUGAAAUACAUUUGUUCAAAAAACGUGGAUUGUGCUUACUUGAUUCACGGUUUAAUGGUUUCGGCGUGUUUUCAUCGGAUAGACUUGAUGUGGCUCCAUGUUCUGUACCGAGUUCUUGAUGAACAUUGACCGGGCUUUCAGAAAAUAAAUGUUUCAAUACGUUUUCAUACUUCUCGCGAGUUGUCUUCGAUUU
Molecule: messenger RNA, 1725 nt
Organism: Aedes albopictus (Asian tiger mosquito)
Lineage: Eukaryota; Metazoa; Arthropoda; Insecta; Diptera; Culicidae
Exons: 3
Coding region: 292-1062 (256 amino acids)
Source: RefSeq, a predicted model, not a curated record